AUGACACCUCGUUCUAUACUAAGUUUGUCCUUCUUACCACAGAGAAUUUUAGCGUCUGUGUCGUCCUUCGACCAUGAGGGUGAUUUACCAGCGACUUGGUGCUUCACUUACCUAUCGACUUAUCUGGAGCCUACGACGAUCACGGCUGGUCCGACAGGACUCGAGACAACACCAAACUCAACUUCUUCCGCUGAUGCACCCUUGUCAACGGAAACAAACAUCAAUCUUUCCACAAAUCCCACGUUUGGAGUUUCCGGAACGCCCACCUUCUCUCUCGACACUUCACUCUCGGCCACUGGCCUGUCAGCAUCACGAUCUGCACAACAGACUGCUACAACGGCAACGACCCCGUUGACAAUACCUACUUCGUCCUUAGAUCCUUCCUCAUUCUCGGCCGCUGGAUCUGAUACUUCAUCCAUUCCACUUACCACAUCUUCGCCUGCUAGUCUGACCUCGAACAGACAGGUCCCGAUCACUGCCACUAGCUCUGGUCCCUUUACGUUAACAUCCGCGCAAGUUGAUCAACCUGUGAUCCUCUUCGUUGCCUCAGAGAAAAGGAUGCCGGGUGGAUUUGUGAACCAAAACAUCAGUGCAGAUCGGCAGAAAUGCGACACCGCAACAGCUUUUUCCUUGGUCGCUGGCGAAUUACUAGACAGCGGCGUUCCAGUUCAUUACUCCCCAGGUGAAAUCUAUAAACCUCUCAAUGCUAUGGGGACGCCACAGAACAACGCCAUCACAACCACAUUCGACGUCUUUGAGGGGGUCCUUCGAUUUUAUCAUCCAUCCCUCCCUAGUACCCAGGCAGGCUUCUGUCAGGAUGCCACUGGACAGGUCCACGUUACCUUCACGUCCCGUCCGCCUGAUUAUGAUCCAGUAUCUCUCUUGGCAUACGGAGCUUCCUGGCUUGUCCAGUCAGGGUAUCGCGAUAUCGACUGUACCAAGUGCAAAUUCGAUGGGAGUCUCCAGCACCACGAGUCGUUCCACCGCAAUUAUGCCGAGCGGGUCACUUCGAGACUCUUCUACAUCAUCGGACACGAUUCUCCAAGCUAUUUCGCCAUCGACACUAUCAUCAUUGUCACCGACCCUGUCCCCUUCGUUGUCCUUGUUGCCUUCGCCGUCCUCAUCGCCCUCGUUGUCGCCCUCGCCGUCUUCAAAAACGACCUUGCUCACCCAGACUUCUGCAAUGGCAGAAUCAAGAUCUUCCACCUCGAUGCGCUUCUCCAAUUCUACAAGAUCGAGACAUCAUCAUUUUCGGCGAGCAUGUCUGACACUUCUUCAAGCACCUCGCUCACAACCAGUCUGUCCUCCACUUCAUCCAUUACAACUCCAAGCUUGCCGACUACCACCAGUUCGAGUUUCUUGUCCAGCAGCUCCAGUUCCUCGUCCAGCGCCUCAACCUCCUCAUCCAGCACCACAAGCACGAGUGCUGCGCCCUCCUGUCUUCCUGGUAGCGAGUUCGCCGCAUACGUCUUUGAUCGACUUUCUGCGCCCUGCCAAGAACUCUUGCGGGUGUUAGGCGAUGGAUCCAAGAACCCACGAAACUUGAAUUUGACUUUGCUUACCCAAGGUCAAACGCCUCUUGGCAGUGGAAUCACUCCGUUUAUCUCAUAUACCAACAGCCCAAUUCAGGCAAAUAAUCCCGCAAACAUUUACAGAGUGCGCGGUCCGUCAGGCACAACCUGGAGCAAUUCGUGUGAGGUGAUCCAACAACGAGGCUACCUAAAUUUCAACCAGGCAACGAUCUUUACCAUCACUAUUGAUGUACCUGAUGAUUAUAUGUUUGUUUGGCUUGACGCUUCAGCAUCAUCAGGAGUGCCAUAUGUGGCCGGUAGCAGUCAGCUUGUCUCAGACACCUUCAUGCGACAGAGCAGAACCAGCUAUAAACUCGUUGUAACCGAAACUCAAAGAUACGUCCCUUUCCGCGUAUGGUUUGCCAACUCUGGCGGCCCCUGUCACUUCAAUAUGCUGCUGCCGGCGGUUGUCCGCUUGCCGCUUGUAGUAGUUUCUUUCUUGUAUUCUUUUGAGCCAUAAACUGCGUUUACUUGUCUCCGCGAUGCCUUGCAAGCAAAUCCAUGAAUCUUUUGCACUAGUGGCCCUCUGUUGUGCGGUCCGAAAGACUCUGGACUUCUGCUCCUUGUCUCCGAAGGCCGCCUAGUAACAAAAUUGGCUGCGGCCUUUACCGUUAAAGUGUUAAGGCACUCUGACGCCCUCUCUAAAGUAAUGGCCGCGAGUAAGAAGAUGAAGGACAGGCAAUCAAACGAUUACUGAUAGGGGCGUGCAUAAGCAAUAUUGCACGGCAUCCUGUUUGUGUACCGUCCAAUCUAUUCCCGACAAGACGAUAAAACCAGCAGCCAAUAACUUGUGUGCCCUAGAUCCGUGGACAUUCUCUAUCCGAA
Molecule: messenger RNA, 2396 nt
Organism: Colletotrichum phormii
Lineage: Eukaryota; Fungi; Ascomycota; Sordariomycetes; Glomerellales; Glomerellaceae
Exons: 4
Coding region: 1-2031 (676 amino acids)
Source: RefSeq, a predicted model, not a curated record